Molecule: messenger RNA, 4869 nt
Organism: Paramuricea clavata
Lineage: Eukaryota; Metazoa; Cnidaria; Anthozoa; Malacalcyonacea; Plexauridae
Source: the annotation of a GenBank genome assembly
AUGAAUGAUGCUUCUUUACAAGUGAUGAUUAAAAGUCAGGGCCUCCUGCUCAAAUUUCAGAAAAAAUACAAUGAACUUAAGAAAUGUGAUAAAACAUUGUCUUCUUGCGCCCCUCAAAUUCCUGAGGUUGAACCAAAUUUAAUAUCUUCCCCAGAAACUGAAAAGAGUAAAUCAUCAAAACCAUUGAGUGAUGAUAUAAUCAAGGAGCAAUCCAAAAUAUAUGGUAGAAAUAAGAGAAAUGCUAAAUUAUCUAAAUGGCAGGAGUCCGUAAAUGAUGCCGCAUAUAAUAUAGUGAAACAAUCUCCAGAUAAAAUGUACGACAGGGCCCUUUUAAAAAAUGCAGCAGAGGAAGAUGCACGAAAGACAUUUGUUUUUCAAAAGAAAUGUGGCUCAAGGUCAAGAUAUGUUGUCGACUGUAAUGUAAAGAGAGUAAAAAUGUCAGCUGAAGGCAGAGAGGAAGGUAUUAAAUUGUGCUCUAUCAACCUGCAAUCGUUAACAGAGCAAUGUGAAAAUAAACGAAAAGAAAUCACAGCUGCUAGUAAUUUGAAAAAUUAUGAACACUGUUCCAAGUUGCACAAAGAGUUGCGUUCACUUUUAAAUGAAAAAGGAAAAACUGAACAUAAACUUGAUAAGUUGAAGAAAAAAGUAAAAAGGCAUUUACGGUAUGCUGCAAAUCGAAGCACUACAGAGAUCAAGGGGGGCCCUUCUACAACAGCUGCAUGCAAGAGGGACAUAAUGUCCUUCUUUAAGUCGAAAGACUCAGAUCUCAGUUGUGCUACUACUAGUACAUGUACUACAUCUAAUACCAGUAAUGACAGUGAAGACACUCUUACUAUUUUAAGUAGUGAUGAUGAUAGAUAUAUGAUAAAGAAGAGAAAGUUAGAUUUACAAGAAGGGUACACUGAGGUGAUUGGAGAUGAGAAUUUGGAAGGAAACGAGGUUGAGUUUUGUGAAGAGAAGGAAGCUGUGAUAAGCUCAAUGGUUAUUGAGAAAGUUGGACAGACCAGGACUGUAGUUGGUAAAGAAUUUGAUAACAUAGAUGAAUUUGGUGAUAAUGUUGAACUGAUAGAUAGUACUUCAGAAACGGCUGUAGUUAAAGAGUUGGACGGUUUGGAAGUCAGAUCAGUGCAAAAUGUUACAGUCGAAGUUGAUAGCACAUCUGUCGCCGAUGAAAAAGUCAGAAUGGUGGGAAGUGAAGAGAGGAGGGUAGAUUAUAAAGAGCUGAGUAAUAUUAGCGUUUUUGAUGAAAUUGUCACAGAGAAGGAGUCUGUUGGUGAAGGUGACGUAGAUCAAGCUAAGGAGUGCCAAACGGGAAUGAAAAGCACUGAAGAAAUAAUUUCUGCAGUAAGAGGAAAUGAGGAAAACAGUGAUCAUUUUUUAUAGUUUCGAAUCCCCAGAGGACAUUUACUCUGGGGGAACAACCUGAAACAGAAUUAAACCAACUUAUAAAUACCCUUUCUAAACAGGAAACACAGAAUCUUACUGACUUAAAACGGCAAAGGUUAUCUGAGACUAUUAGAGUUAGUUUGAUGGAAGAGUUUAGCCUUUCCCAGUAUGUGAUGACAAAGGAAGCAAAGUGCAUUCAAAAUCAUCAAAACUGUAUGGCAUGUACUUGUAAUAACAUGGUCACAGCUGGGAAAAUUGUACUUGAAAAAAAAAUAGUGCCACUGUCCUACUUGUGGAACAAAUGUUUUACUGGUAUGGCCUAUGAUUGCGAAAAGGCACAAAAGAGACUGUUGCAAAUUCCAUUGGCAGCCUUAAAAAUUGAUGGAAGAAUUUACAUAGUUGAGAAAAAGUUAAAUGGGUCGAUAUCCGAUUACGAAUCAUUAAUAAGAGACUUUUCUUCCAGUAAUUCAUCAAAGCAAACUGAUCACACAUCCAGAGAAGAGUAUGACAACCUGCUCUGUCAUGUAGCACAAAGUGAACCUGAGAAAGAAAUUUUAAAGCAUGUAUUGUGCAGUAGUAGUAACUUGUCAAAAAGAAAAGCCAGUAGAUUGUAUGGCAUAAGUCUCCUUAGGAAACGAGCAGUGAAAGUCAAUGAAGCUUCAAGAAUUGCAAAAGAAAUAAAAGAGAGAAAUAUGGCGCUAGCUAAAGAGCAAAAGAAAACUAUGUUGCUUUCAUAUGGACUUGAUCCUGCAAAUGUCCUGACAAGUGACUCCGAAUUCAACGAUUCUGAUAGCUCUGAUGAUAGUGAUGAUGAAGAAGUAUCUUUCGAGAGUUCUGCCAGCGAAAAUGAUGAGAAAGAAAAUUCUGAGUUAGAAGCAGUUGAGGUUAAUUAUGUUGUUGUGUUAGAGAUUUUAAAAGAAUCAUCCUGGAACUGGUUUUCGUUUGUUAUAUUACUUGAGGAACACUUUAAAAACAAAGGUUAUAGUUUAGCAGUAUUUGAUCAGGUUUUAACGGACUUUGCUGCACAAUUACCAAACUUGUGUUUGAGUGAUGAAGAAAUGAGACUGACCGAACAGUCACGAAUAUCCUACUUGGAAACGCUACGACAAAAAGAUAUUGAUUUAGUUAGGAACUUCGAUUGUCUGGCUGAUUCGAGUGAUGAUGCACAAAGUGACACCGAGAUUUCAUCCCAAGAGGAAAGCAAUGCUAUAAAAAUCAAACUGAGACAGAUUAAUGACAAGUUCCUCAAGAAAUCAAAGAAAGAGAUUGCCGAGCAGCGAUGUCUGCGCAAGAAGAUUUCGCACUCUACUAAGACCAUCAUUGAUAGGUAUCCAGACAUUGGAGAUGUUAUCGAAAAUUUUGUCCAAGAGAGCGAUAUUGGUGCCGAUAGCUGGCGCAGGACAGGGGUGUAUACAUUUACUGGUAGUCAGAAAAAAUCAAAACGCGUCACAUUCGGUAAGAUAAGAGAAAAAUUGCAAGAUCACUAUGGUACACGUUUCAGCUAUGGGACUAUUGUCCAGCUCUGUGUCUGCAGGCACAAAAGGCGGCUAUCAAGUAAACGGUAUAAAGGCGUCGCAAAUGUAAGGUAUCAAAGGGCUAGAAAGAAUUUUACGUUGAAAUUCAAUCCUGAUUUUAAAUGGAGUCGCUCAUUAUACAAAUUGCUCAAUCAACUCCAGAAUGAUGGCAAAUAUAUAUUACUACUUAAUCGGGAUGACCAGGCUGGCUUCAGACUGGACUCUACUUAUACACACAAGAGCCAACCUGUACUAUCUAUUAAACCAACUGCUACCACUCACACUGAUUUUACCAGCAAGUAUGCUGCACAACUUCAGGUAACUAGUUAUAAUUUUUCCAAAACAACAACUUCUGACGAAAUUUGUAUAGGAGUUGUCAAGGCCACAGGUUUACAUGAGAAAAAUCCGUCUCAACAUGCCGCUGAUCUUCAAAGUGUUGAACAGUUGGAUGUUGUGAAGAAAGCAUUUUUUGAAAAUGACCGACCAAAGGAAAUCGAGUGUAUUAGAGUCGAUGGUGGGGGCGAUGAAGGCCCAUCUCAUCACGAAGUACAAUUUUUGUGGACGGAGCGUCAUGUAACAAAACAAACAAAAGUUACCAUGGUGACAACGAGAUGUAGUGGAGAUAGCUAUCUCAACCGUGUAGAAUUGCAGAACGGUUGCCUCAGCAAGGGCCACAGUAAUACCUUUAUACCAUCAACACUUUGUGGCUCUCCCUAUAACAGUGAAGGCGGUUUGGAUGAACAAAAAUACAAAGACAACAUGUCUGCAGCAGUUAAUCAAUAUAUUGAACGAGUGGACGGCACAGCCUGCAUGAAAACGAAUAUCCACCUAACGAGAGGCGCGGAAGGCCAUAUUUUUACUACGCGACGAUCUCAGCUUUUAACGUUUCUGAAAGGUAAAAAGGAAGAUAAGGAGAAACUAAGACGGAAUAAUCCAACGCUAUUCAAAUACUUUACAGAGAUCUGGCAGGUGCGAAACAACCACAUAGAUGAAAGUUUUCCCCUCAAUUAUGUCUUUAUGUUGAAAUGCUGUGGCAGGAAAGGAUGUCCGCAUCCAUUAUGUAUCAAAGGUAAAAAAAAAUAUAAGAAAGUACAGAAAACUCAUAAUAAUUCACUACAUAAUUUCAAGGUUUUUGUUUUUAGCAUCUGAAAAUUUACCCGAAAGCAAAGAAUCUAGGUUAAAAACGUAUUGUAUCUGUGGUAGACCAGAGGAAAAAGGAAGGUCAGUAACACGUCUGUGUUGUGUACACCUCUAUAAAAUUGAAUUGAAUUUUAUUUAAUUUUAAUCAUUUCAAUUACAGAUUUAUGAUCUCUUGUGACCAAUGUGGUGGUUGGUUACAUGGAAAUUGUUUGAACAUUAGUGAAGAAGCUGGGAAAUUAAUGGAGAAGGACCAUGUUCCUUUUGUGUGCCCUGAAUGCAAAAUUCCAGGUAUGCUUGCAACAUAUAUUUGUAUGACUGUUACCAAUUUGUCCAAGAAAUAAUUUAGAAUUUCAGGUAAUGUAUAACAUGCAAAUGAUUAUGAUAUGAAUAAAUAUAAAUGUGAUUCAAUAUUGUAGGUAUCAAGGAUCUGCCCAUUCCAGCAAAAUGGUCUUCUGAUGGAGUAUCCUUUUUGUUGUUUCCCUACCCAGUUUUAGACAAAAAACGACCGCCGUAUAAUACAGAGUGCAAACAAUGCGCGGGAAAUUGUUUUGGACAUUAUGUUACUGAUAUUAAGGAGUAUGUGACACUUUUCUCUGAAGGCAAAGCCAUACGAUCGCUGCCUCCAAGCCAAAUCAUCCAAGAGUUCUACAGAGAAAACAAGGACGCAAACCUUUCAGAUGAUGAUAUUGAAAAGCUUGCACGACGAUGUCUGCUUUCCCCGGAAGAUGUGAAACUUUGGCUUGAUCACCUAAAGCAAGUUACUCAAAACAGGAAACAGGGUGCUGAGAAGGCCAAGGUCACCCGCCAAAAAAACAAAAGCAAACGUUAA